UAAACUGGUCUGAUGUAAAGAGGAAGUCCUGGAAAGGCAUUCGAUUGGUUCGUUGAGGUUGAAGGAAAUCCGGUCAACAGAGCAAAAAUAAUAGAGUCGUUCAGUUAGAUGUUCGGGCCGUUUAAAUUUUGGACUUUCGGUGGUGUUAAUCCACGAAAAUAAACCACGUUAGUUUCAUAUAGUAUGUGAGAGGGGAAUAUUACGGGCUCCGAACAACAGGUAACGUCGGAGGUGUGUUUUUGUUUCUCCGACCACUCCAGAAAACUUAACCGAGUCGUCGUUAUUUUUAUUAUUUAAGGUGACGUGGAGUCGAACCCCUUCUUGUAAACUGUCCCGUGUCAGUAAAAGUACUCAGUGUACCCGGAUAUGACCGUAAUAAAUGAAUAAUACGCUGGGACAUUGCAUUCAGGCUUUCCAAGAUGUUUAACUGUAAAUCUUUACAUUGAGCUCCAGUAUCAGCUCAUACCUGAGUAGAGAGGGGGCUAUCGAGGCCUGGAGUCAGAGAAAUCCGGCGUACAGACAGGUUUUGUUGGAUCUGCAGCAUCGGAACUGAAGUGACGCAACAGUGACACUGGGGUUAUGCAGUGUGGACUAGGAUAUCUGCCAGGUGGCUGCCAGAAGACAAUGGGGCUGCACUGCAUCUUGAUCCUGUCCUUGUUCUCAGGCUGGAUAGUAGGCUACAAGCAGGGGGAGAACGUGACUCUUUUUGUGAACAAAGUGGGCCCUUAUCAUAACCCCCAGGAGACAUAUCACUACUACACCCUGCCUGUUUGCAGGCCAGAGAAGGUACACCACAAGUCCCUGAGUUUGGGAGAAGUGUUGGAUGGUGACAGGAUGGCAGAGUCGUUAUAUCACAUCCGUUUCAGAGAGAAUGUGGAGAAAAAAACUCUUUGUCAGCUCACUCUUUCAGAGAAACAGGUGGACCAGCUGCGUGAGGCCAUUGAGGAGCUGUACUACUUUGAAUUUGUCCUGGAUGACAUUCCAAUCUGGGGGUUUGUGGGAUACAUAGAGGAGAGCGGCUUCCUGCCUCACAGCCACAAGGUGGGUUUGUGGACUCACCUAGACUUCAACAUCGAGUACAAUAGCAACUCAGUGAUCUUUGCCAAUGUUUCAGUAAAAGAAGUCAAACCUGUUCCCCUGGAGGAGGGGGCCGGUGCAGUGGUGGGUGGAGUUGGUUUGGGCGGGGGAAGCCUGACUGUCACCCACACCUACAGUGUGCACUGGUUCGAGUCCCCUCUGCCUCAUGCCCGGAGAGCUGAGCGCCUCCGAGACUACUCAUUCUUCCCCAAAACACUGGAGAUCCACUGGCUGUCCAUCAUUAACUCGCUGGUGCUGGUGGUGUUGCUGCUGGGCUUCGUCAUCAUCAUCCUUAUGCGGGUCCUUAAGAAUGACUUUGCCAGAUACAAUGUGGAGGAGGAGGGCGGUUGUGAUGAUCUGGACCAGGGAGACAAUGGCUGGAAGAUCAUACAUACUGAUGUCUUCAGGUUUCCCCCUUACAAAAGCCUGCUGUGUGCUGUGCUGGGAGUGGGUGUUCAGUUCCUUACCCUUGCCACAGGGAUCAUCAUCAUGGCAUUGUUGGGAAUGUUCAAUGUGCACCGCCACGGUGCCAUCAACUCAGCAGCUAUCGUCCUGUAUGCUCUGACCAGCUGUGUGUCAGGGUACAUCUCUUGCAGCUUUUACACACAGAUCAAUGGCCAUCACUGGGUGUGGAACAUCAUCCUCACCUCAUGUCUCUUCUCUGCUCCUCUGUUCCUGACGUGGAGUGUAGUGAACUCGAUCCACUGGUGGAGCGGCUCCACUCAGGCUCUGCCAGCCACCACAGUACUCCUCCUGCUGGGUUCCUGGCUGGUGGUGGGCUUCCCCCUGACCGUCAUUGGUGGCAUUGUGGGAAAGAACCAAGCCGGCAGCUUCCAGGCACCCUGCCGCACUCGCAAUAUCCCCCGACAGAUCCCUACACAGCCCUGGUACAAACACACAGUCGUGCACAUGGCCAUUGGCGGCUUCCUGCCUUUCAGUGCCAUCUCAGUGGAGCUGUACUACAUCUUUGCCACUGUUUGGGGUAGAGAGCACUACACCCUCUAUGGCAUCCUGCUGUGUGUCUUCGCCAUCCUUCUCUCAGUGGGCGCCUGCAUCUCUGUGGCCCUCACCUACUUCCUGCUGUCAGGGGAGGACUACCGGUGGUGGUGGCGGAGUGUGCUGAGCACUGGUUCCACCGGCCUCUUCAUCUUCAUCUACUCCGUCUUCUACUACCAGAACCGGUCAUCUAUGAGUGGCCUGCUUCAGAGCACAGAGUUCUUUGGCUACUCUCUGCUCACAGCACUCGUCUUCUCGCUGAUGCUGGGUAGUGUGUCAUUUUGGGCCUCACUGGCAUUUAUUCGCUACAUUUACCAUAGCCUCAAGAUGGACUAGACAGAAAUGUGCAUACACACAGCUCUAAACAAACCUUUCCUCAUAGCACACAUGGACAAUCUUCAUUCUCCUCUCUUGCUCUUGCAGUCAUAUACACACAGGCACACACACACACACACACCUGUCAUGGGGUCAGUGGGAGGAGAAACAGGGGCCUUUACCUUGAUACGACAAGAACUAAUGAAUGAACUACAAGAGUUAUUGUUGGAAUAAGAGACGGUUGGUUAGUUGGAUGGAUGGACGGACAGAUGAAGGGAAGUAGGGGAGGGCGAUAUUUCCAUCAGGAGCAGACAGGUAAAAUGUACAAUAAGAUACGAGUGAGCGGAUUUAAUUAUUGUAUGAUGUAGUGUGGCAUAGUCUGCUCUGGUUCUUACUUCAAUGGUCUACCAAGGCUUGGCAGGAUCUACACUUUUUUUCCCACAGUACACUGGUUACCCACUGAGACAGCUGACUCAUACUGUAGAUUUGUUUGAUUAUAGAGCAGUACAAGUGUUUAGUGACAAUUAUACUCCCACACACAUAAAAUUAUGUCAGGCUAUUCAAAAAUAAAAUGUUUUACACUGGUCCUGUUAUACUCGACAUGACCCAGUGAGUGGAUAAGAGGAAUUUGGCCUUGUAGAUUGAAGGGCUGUUGCAAAAUGCUAGUGAUGGGAGCAAUAUUGUCAUGUUAUGGUCACCACUGACUGUGAUUUUGGUUCUAUUGUAAAUAUUGUCUUUUCAAUAAAGUGCUUUUU
This is a messenger RNA of Xiphias gladius (swordfish), 3143 nucleotides long. RefSeq names its product transmembrane 9 superfamily member 1 (gene tm9sf1). The transcript is spliced from 9 exons. Gene Ontology annotation, cellular component: membrane. The record is from RefSeq and is a predicted model, not a curated record. Bases 580 to 2409 code for a protein of 609 amino acids. Lineage: Eukaryota; Metazoa; Chordata; Actinopteri; Istiophoriformes; Xiphiidae. Gene Ontology annotation, biological process: protein localization to membrane.